Molecule: messenger RNA, 2412 nt
Organism: Penicillium verhagenii
Lineage: Eukaryota; Fungi; Ascomycota; Eurotiomycetes; Eurotiales; Aspergillaceae
Product: Elongator subunit ELP2
Exons: 2
Coding region: 1-2412 (803 amino acids)
Biological process (GO): tRNA wobble uridine modification
Cellular component (GO): elongator holoenzyme complex
Molecular function (GO): protein binding
Source: RefSeq, a predicted model, not a curated record
AUGGCGUCUGUCGCAUCUGAAUAUAUUAGCGUGGGUGGAAAUCGCCACCCAGGAGCUGCGGACUGGGAUGUCCAGUCGGGUGUGCUCGCCUUCGGAGCGGACAACAAUGUCGCCUUGUGGGAGCCUCUAGACAAAUCUCACCGUGGUGUGUAUUCGCUCCUUGUUGGACAUUCCGACAAAGUCAGUGCGGUCAAAUUUUACACCUGCCCCUCAUCGGGGACGAGAAUACUUCUCACCGGUUCCGUCGAUCGCACAAUCCGAGGUUGGCAGCAAGAUGCCACUGAACCGCGCAGUUACAAACAUGCCUUUACUCUCGAAGGUCACACCGGGUCGGUCAAUGCGAUAGCUGUCACUGCCGGAACGAACAUUGUUGCAUCUGGAGCCGCCGACGGGACUGUCCGGGUUUGGAAAAUCAAUGCAAUGGAAUUGAAGGGCGAGAUGGUGGAAACAAUUACCAUGACACCUCGGUUCUUCCCAUUGUGCUUGUCUCUACAAGUACUUGAAGGUGACAAUCGCCCUCUGGUGCUGGCUGUAGCGGGAACUACAACGAAGGUGCAAGUAUACGUUACGGAAGAGUCUGUCGAUAAGCCAAACUUCCAACGCCGUGCCGUACUUGCAGGUCACGAAGCCUGGGUCAGAUCUCUCUCGUUUACACUGGAUAAAAAGAGCAACACCAAGGACAUCCUGCUUGCAUCAGCCAGUCAGGAUAAAUACAUUCGUCUAUGGCGAUUGCGCCAGGGUGAAGCAAACGCUCCUCUACCUAUCGAUGACGCCGAUCCUUUGCUGGGUGGCAUGGAGCCUACGCUGUCUAACAAAGCUCAUGAAUUUGAGGCAGCCGGCUUGAAGUAUUCCAUUACAUUUGAAGCACUUCUUUUCGGCAACGAGGACUGGAUUUACACGACUGCAUGGAACCCCGAUCCAACCAGAUUGCAGCUUCUCUCUGCCUCUGCGGAUAACACCGUUACCAUUUGGGAGCAGGACUCCAUAUCUGGAGUUUGGAUGUCGAUUGAAAGAAUGGGAGAAAUCAGUGUGCAAAAAGGAUCUACUACUGCAACUGGAAGUGCUGGCGGAUUUUGGAUUGGACUUUGGUCGCCAGAUGGAAAUCAAGUGGUAAGCUUGGGUCGCACAGGCAGUUGGCGUGUGUGGCAGCAUGACCUCGAAGCGGAUAUUUGGAUGCAGAAGUUUGGUAUUUCGGGUCACGUACGUGCAGCCAAUGGUGUACAGUGGGAUCCCAGCGGUGGCUAUUUGCUCUCAACCAGUGCAGAUCAAACCACCCGUCUUCAUGCCAAAUGGUUGCGCGAAGACAAAUCCUCAUGGCAUGAAUUCUCCCGCCCUCAAAUUCAUGGGUACGAUCUCAAUUGCAUUGAUACAUUGGGGCCGUCUCAGUUUGUGUCUGGUGCCGAUGAGAAACUUUUGCGGGUUUUCCGCGAGCCAAAGCAAAUUGCAGAUAUUCUCGGGAAGCUUACAGGUUUUGAACAAACCAUUGAGGGCGACCUACCAGAUACAGCCGAAAUUCCAGUUCUAGGCCUGUCGAACAAAGCUCAAGGAGAUGAAGCACCAGUGAACGAAGAUGAUGAGCUCAGUGGGGCGAAAGCAUCUGUACCCACAGUCAAUCUGAACACAGAUAGUCCGCCAUUGGAAGAUCAACUAGCCCGGUACACAUUAUGGCCCGAGCACGAAAAGCUCUAUGGUCAUGGUUAUGAAAUUUCAGCGGUGGCCGUAAGCCACGACCGCAAGCUCAUUGCCACUGCCUGCAAAGCCACUAGUAUCGAUCACGCAGUUAUUCGACUAUAUGAUACAUCGGACUGGCAUGAGAUCAAGCCUUCUCUCACCGCACACUCUUUAACCAUCACCGAUCUCUCGUUUUCCGAAGACGACCAAUAUUUGCUGAGCGUAGGCCGAGACCGACAAUGGGCCGUUUUUGCACGGAGCGAACAAGACCCAACCACAUUCACCAGCUUUAGCUCGAAUCCCAAGGGUCAUUCUCGAAUGAUUCUGGGAGCUGCUUGGGCUCCAGGGACCACAGACCACGUCUUUGCCACCGCGGGACGAGACAAAUCCGUCAAGAUUUGGCAAAGGACUGACGAUACCUUUACUUGCAAGACUGUCCUUGCCUUAACAUCCGCUGUCUCAGCAAUCUCUCUAUUGGCUGCUCCAUACAGAAACUCUUUCAUUUUGGCCGCGGGAGAAGAUAGUGGUGCCGUCUCUAUCCAUCGAAUCAACAUCGAUACUCUGGAAGCACAGCUUGUUGUGGCUAUUGACCAGACCAUAACACCAUCCAAGGCGAUCACACAACUGUCAUGGCGACCCGUGUUGGCCGGAGAAACCGAUACCAAAACUCAGUUUGAGCUUGCCGUGGGCAGUGAAGACACCUCCACACGGAUAUACGCCAUUUCAAACAUGGCAGUGUAA